AUGCUUUCUUUAAGGGGAUUUUGGAGAAGGCAUAGGAGGAAGUUAUAUGUUACAGCUGGUGUUUUAGGAAGUGGAUAUCUUCUGUAUAAACUGUAUAAUGCUCACAGACAAAGGCUUGCUGACCUGGAUACCGAACUCGAGCAUGAACGAGAUAGAAACGAAGAGCUUAUCAAGGCCCAAAUGCAAGCCCAUUUUGAGAACAUACAAAGAAUUGCUGAUACAACUACGUUGCCUCAUGCAAUGCACUAUUUAAAUAGUCGGAUAGCUGAAGAGUUGGACCUUUCUCACCUUACCGACAGGUUAAUGCAAGCGAAGGGCCAAUCAACAUCUGCAGAGAAACUUGAAUUAUGGGAUAGACUGAAAAUUCAAAGUUUCACGAGAAUGGUGUUGUCGUUGUGGGCAAUGACAAUCCUUAGCUUAUAUAUUAGAGUUCAAGUCAAUAUAUUAGGGAGACAUUUAUAUAUUGAUACUGCCCGUGGUCUUGGAAGCUCUCUUUUAAUUGAGGAUGCUGAUCUCAUUCAUAGGGAUGACCAGCAGAAGUUUCUAGCGAGUUCUGAUUAUCUCUCCAGGUCUGGCAUGCCUGCUUUAAUUUCAAACAUCCAGGCAGCAGCAACAGAAGUUCUUAAGGGAAAGCAGCUAAGGGAUUCCUUCAAUGCCACAGUUCUUCAUGCAACUAUCAUGCAAAUACUUGACAAGUUCAUGAGCACAGGAGAUCCCCAUCACUGGGUGAACUACUUGAUGCCAGAGCUUGAACUAGCCACUGCCUUCAGCAAUGAUAACACACUUCUUCCAGAUGUCAACACAUUUGAACAACUUAUGGCGGAGACACGGGCAGUAAUAUCAAGUGCUGAAUUUGGGAGUGUUGCUGACAUAGCAUUGAGAGCAGUGGUGGAUACUGUGAUAGAGGACAUGGGUGUUCAACCCGGAGGAGUUCAACUUGCCAAAGUUUUGGCACGGGUUGCACGGAUGGGUCCUACAGUCCUUGAAGAACCAAGCAAAUUCAUCCAAAUCAUUCUAAAUGUACCAGAAGUUGAGCGCUUUUUCACUCUCAUCUAUUCAAGUAUGCAAAUCUCGUAG
Prunus armeniaca (apricot) is the source of this 1077-nucleotide messenger RNA. NCBI's taxonomy places the organism in Eukaryota, Viridiplantae, Streptophyta, Magnoliopsida, Rosales, Rosaceae. The record is from the annotation of a GenBank genome assembly.